This is a messenger RNA of Brassica napus (rape), 3118 nucleotides long. RefSeq names its product putative nuclease HARBI1. The record is from RefSeq and is a predicted model, not a curated record. The transcript has 5 exons. The coding region runs from base 1564 to 2832 and encodes 422 amino acids. NCBI's taxonomy places the organism in Eukaryota, Viridiplantae, Streptophyta, Magnoliopsida, Brassicales, Brassicaceae.
AUAAGACCAUGCGCAUCGGGGUAUUUAGUGAGGUUCACGGGCUCGAGUUCUAAGGCCCGGGUGAUUAAAAUGAAAUAUAAAAUGGGUUUGUUUCGAUGAAGCGGGCCUUGCGCUUGAUCCGGUAUCAAGCGGUUUUAGCCACGUGUCAGUUGUUUACUUGAUGAAAGAUUUCGCGUAGAGGGGGAGGAAAGAAGGGUUUCCCCGUGUCUCUCCUCAUUUUCUCUUCUCGGAAAAAAAACUAGGGUUUGUGUGUGAGAGGCGAUUUUACGAGCGACGCCGAGUCUCUGAGUUGUUUGUGUGUGAAUCGACGACAGACUGUCUUCUCGACGACCUGAGAUGGAUCCCGCAGCAGAGAGAAGUCAUUCAAAGAAGCAAAAGGACUACGUCAACAUGCUAUCAUACACUUGCGAUUCUGAAUAUGGCAUUCCGAGAAGGUGUGCCUGUGGUGGGAGAAUCAUAGACGAGGUUCGAGUGAAGCAGGAGUACGAUACUCAACCCGGGAAGCGGUUCUUCACCUGUGCCAACUACGAGGCUGAUGGGUUUCACUACCGUCAGCCUUGGGUGAUUGGUGUCCAGGAGCAGAUCGAAAGCUUGACUAAGCGUCUGGAGGAGGCUGAGCAGCUGUUGAAUUUGAUUCCGAGUCUCAAAAACCAGAUUGAGACACUGGAGGCACAGGCUAGCGGGCUCACUCGGCAGGUUGAUCGCCUAACUGCGGAGGUUUAUAACUUGACGGUGCAAGUAGCUGACCUGGAGAAGCUCUGCUUCGAGUAACAAGCGAAGGUCACGGGUUGGAAGGGCAGGGUGUUGCAGGUCACGGGUCUGAAGGUUGCAGGUGAGGGUCAAGGAUGUAGGACUUUAUGUCAGUUUUUAAUCACGGAUGUAAAAUAGGAUGUACUAUGUGUAGGACUUGUCUUUUGCUGUUGAUUCGCUGAUGUAAAAUAUGUUGAUUCACGGAUGUUUUAAACUCUGCCUUCUCUAUAUAAACUAUGUCUUUCAGUUUGGUUUAAAAAUGUGUCUCAUUUCUCUUCUCCAUGUGUGUCUUUUAUUCUUACAACUGAGCAAAGCACACAAAGAAUCUGUCUCAUUUCUCUUCUCCAGUCUCUUCUCUACUCUAGUCACUUCUCUUCUCUUGUCUCUCACUUCUCUUCUCCAGUCUCUUCUCUACUCUAGUCUCUUCUCUUCUCUUGUCUCUCUAUUCUCUUCUCAUCGCAACAAACUGUGAGGUAAAGGGAAGUGAACGUGGUGAUCGUGGUGCUCAACCACUACUAGAGUAAGAGAAUUCAACAACAAACAACAGCUCCAAAUCAAGGUAAGUGUGAUAAUGCAACAAGAAUGUAGAUUAUAAAAAAAAUCUAAUAUAAUGUGAAAAAGAAUGUAGAUUAUGAAAAUGAUGAUAUAAUAAUGAAAAAAAUAUAGCUUAUGCAAAAUAUGAUAGAGUAAUGAAAUAAAAAUAGAAUUUAAAAAAAAAUCUAAUAUAAUGUGAAAAAGAAUGUAGAUUAUGAAAAUGAUGAUAGUUACAAAUCCCCUUUUGCCAUUUUUGUCAUUUUAGGAUAAAAAACAAAAAUGUCUUCCUCAUCAAGUGAUGAAGUUGAUGAAGCUUUAGAAGAAAUGGUUGACCAAGUAGUUGAUAAUUUCAUCGACUCAGUGAUUCAUGCUCACCCCAACAAGCACAAAAGACGGGCUUAUAUCGAAAGAGAUCGGGAACAAGGACACAAUCGGCUAUGGAACGAUUAUUUCAAGGAAAAUCCUACAUAUCCACCGGAAAUGUUUAGGAGGCGUUUUCGAAUGAACAAGCCUUUGUUCCUCCACAUUGUCGAACGUGUAAGUAAUGAAGUUCCAUACUUUCAGCAAAGACGGGAUGCUUGCGGAAGGAAUGGGCUAUCUGCACUUCAAAAGUGUACCGCAGCUAUACGUAUGCUGGCAUAUGGUCAAUCGGGAGAUACAUAUGACGAAUAUCUCCGACUUGGUGACAGUACAUCACGUUUGUGUUUGGCAAAUUUCACUGAUGCAAUAAUAGAAUUGUUUGGAAAUGAGUAUCUACGAAAACCUACAGCCGAGGAUCUUCAACGCUUACUCGAUGUUGGAGAGGUACGGGGGUUUCCGGGGAUGAUAGGCAGCAUCGACUGCAUGCAUUGGGAGUGGAAAAACUGUCCAACGGCUUGGAAAGGUCAGUUCACACGGGGUUCAGGAAAGCCGACAAUUGUCUUAGAAGCCGUGGCAUCACAAGAUCUUUGGAUAUGGCACGCAUUUUUCGGCUUACCAGGUACACUCAACGAUAUCAAUGUUCUCGAUCGGUCACCGGUUUUUGAUGACAUCUUACAUGGUCGAGCACCUAAAGUUAAGUUCAAGGUCAACAACCACACUUAUCGUAUGGCCUACUAUCUUACUGACGGAAUUUAUCCAAACUGGUCAACAUUUAUCCAAUCCAUCCCACUUCCUCAAGGUCCUAAAGCCGAGAAAUUUGCACAAAAGCAAGAAUCCGCCAGAAAAGAUGUCGAACGGGCUUUUGGAGUAUUGCAGUCGAGGUUUGCAAUUGUUAAAAACCCAGCUCUACAAUGGGACAAGGAAAAGAUAGGAAAGAUAAUGAGAACUUGUGUCAUAUUGCACAAUAUGAUUGUAGAGAACGAACGACACGGAUACGCUCAAAUAAAUACUUCUGAGUUCGAAUCAGGAGAGUCAAGCAGAAGUUCAAAGGUGACAACCAGAGAAAGUAUUCAUGCCGGUGAUAUGUUAGCCAUGCGCAGAGAAGUCCGAGAUCAAGAGAAGCAUGCUCGUUUGAAAGCUGAUUUAAUGGAAAAUAUUUGGCAAAAGUUUGGUGAUGAAGAUGAAUAAACUUUGUUUGUUUUUCUAUUUCUCAAUUUAUGUAAUCUAAUCUUUUAAUGUAUUGAAUAAAUAGUUUUCAAAAAUUUAAUAAUAUUUUAAAUAUUUUAUUCUUGUUUUCUGGAUAAUUUGAAUAUUAAAAAAAAAUAUAUAUAUUAUUAUUUUAUUGUUAUGAACUCAUACUUCAGGUUCACCAAUGCAGAAAAAAACAAUUACAGGUUCAUAACUAUUCAUGGACCCACAAAAAAAUAUUAAAAUAAACUUGUGAACCCCAAAGAGGGGUUCACCAAUGCUCAUG